AUUGAAAGCUAACUCGUCAUUACAUAUCAACCGGUAAAAUGAACGGCAGGCAAUCACAACGACUGGCCGAUGUCGAGAAGGGGCAUAACCAACAGCAGUCGCCUCCACACGCUGAUAGCCCUCACGAAGCUGAGAGCAACACCACGGAGACAACGAGAUGCGCACAGUACCCUACAGAUGAAAAAGGACGUGAAAUCGUAGAUUGGGAUGGCCCGGACGAUCCUGAUAAUCCGUUCAACUGGUCAAGGAGUUACAAAUGGUUGAUUACUAUCACAACAUGCUUCAUUUCCAUUCUCACGGGUCUGCCAGCGGGCUCGUAUAGCGCUGGGAAUUCAUACAUGGAACAGGAUUUUGGGAUCAAUCAAGACAACUUUCCAUGGUUGACAUGGGCUACGGCUAGCUGGAACGUAGGAGCCGCCGUUUUUCCCCUGCUGUUCGUCCCGCUCACUGAGAACUCUGGUCGGAUGCCGGGGUAUUUUAUCUCUUAUAUCAUUUUCUUGAUCUUCCUUGUGCCGUCCGGCGUGGGCACCAAUUUUGCGACCAUGGUCACCACGAGGUUCUUUGGUGGUGGCGCUAGCUCAGUUUCGAUCAAUAUUGUCGGGGGGACAAUCGCGGAUAUCUGGAAAGGCCCUGCCGAACGGAGCGUCCCCAUGUCCAUCUUCGGUAUGACGUCCGUCGUUGGCAUCGCCCUGGGACCGUUCAUCGGAGGCGCAAUUCAAACCAACGAGACAACAAUCAACUGGCACUGGAUCUACUGGAUACAAUUAAUUUUUGACGGUGCUCUUCUCCCCGUCUUUUGGUUCAUCCUUCGCGAGACAAGGGGCGACGUAAUCCUCGCCAAAAGAGCGAAACGUAUUAGGAAGGAGACGGGUCGUCAGGCCUAUGCCAAAGCAGAGCUCGAGAGUGAAAAGGUCUCCACGAUGGUCUUAAUCUCGUUUAAACGUCCAACAAAAAUGCUUUUCACAGAAUUCGCCGUCUUUUCCUUCACCUUAUGGGUUUCGUUUGCAUGGGGACUGCUAUUCCUCUUUCAGUCGAGCAUCCCGCAGACUUUCAGUGCAAACUACGGCUUCAAUACGUUCCAAAGUUCACUGGUCCAACUCGCCCUUUCUGUCGGCGCGAUCAUCGGCACGAUCAUCAACCCUUACCAGGACAAAUUGUACCUCCGAUCCGCCCACCACAACAAGGAGACCGAGGGUAAGCCCAUACCUGAGGCCAGAUUGUACUUCUCCAUCCCCGGCAGUUUGCUUUUCGCCGGCGCGUUGUUCUGGUAUGGCUGGACCAGCUACCCGAACAUCCAUUGGAUUGUACCUACCAUAGCUAUCGGUUUUAUCGGUUUAGGCAUCUAUGCUAUUUACAUGGCCACCGUGAUGUACCUCACUGAUGCGUAUGAAAAAUAUGCAAGUUCUGCGCUCUCUGCGGCAUCUUUGGGUCGAAAUUCAUUUGGCGCUUUCCUACCCCUUGCCAGCCAGGACCUCUUUAACAAUCUGGGCUUCCAGUGGGCGGGAAGCUUACUCGGCUUCCUGGCUUUGGCACUUUCGGGCGUUCCUAUCCUCCUCUUCUUCAAAGGCAGAUAUCUCCGUUCGAGAUCGCCGUUUAUUGCAGAAGCGACCUUCGAAGAGGGCGAUUCGGAAGAACGUCGCGAAACAACUAAGCAGGAGGGGAGUAAAGGUCUUGGUGGUCCUGCCGGCCAGGCCAGGCCCACCGCGCCGACUAUCGGGAGGUAAGGAGACUUGUAAGAUGUCAAGUACAUGCAAUGUGGUGGGAUUAGGUGUUUGUGACACGCGCAGGAAGCCAGGUUAAACUUCCGAACGUCGAAAGCGAUCUUGCCCAUUGCCGCAGCAGAAGUCAGCUAAUGAGCAAUGCCAAAUGGGAAGUUACAGGUUAAGGAGCUUUACUUUUGCCAUUAGCAACCCAGAAUCUCGGGACUGUGAUGUCUUUCAGAAGAUUGGAGCACUGGUGCCCUCUGUCAGAAUUAGCUGUUCCUGUUUCAGUCUCUAGUAAUUCUCGUGGGCUAGUUACUUGC
Molecule: messenger RNA, 2023 nt
Organism: Cryptococcus deneoformans JEC21
Lineage: Eukaryota; Fungi; Basidiomycota; Tremellomycetes; Tremellales; Cryptococcaceae
Product: multidrug transporter, putative
Exons: 13
Coding region: 39-1724 (561 amino acids)
Biological process (GO): transmembrane transport
Molecular function (GO): transmembrane transporter activity
Source: RefSeq, a predicted model, not a curated record